Molecule: messenger RNA, 455 nt
Organism: Scleropages formosus (Asian bonytongue)
Lineage: Eukaryota; Metazoa; Chordata; Actinopteri; Osteoglossiformes; Osteoglossidae
Product: kinesin-like protein KIFC1
Exons: 5
Coding region: 33-455 (140 amino acids)
Source: RefSeq, a predicted model, not a curated record
AUAACUUUAAAAGGAGAACAGGAAUUGAUACCAUGGUGAGGAGGAGUGGAGAGGCUUCUACAGCAUCAGGUCCCUUCUCCAACAACGUCAACGGAAUGAAUGAAGAGAUGGCUCUCGCCAGCAACACUGAGAGCAGCGCCGAGCAGCCUGCACAGAAACGGCGGAAAGUUGAUGUGGACCCUGGUAAAAGGAAGCAGGCGGUCGGCAUGGUUGGGACACGCCAGCAUCCAGCAGCUGCAUCUCAACGGGGUGCAACACCCGCAGCAGGUAAAACGGGCUCACGACUGCCAACUUGGGAUCUAAAGGGCAGAGUGAGCGACAUGAAGAACGAGGUCCAAGCCUAUUGGAACCGCCUGAAAACAACCGCUCAGGAGAACGAGAACCUGAAAGACUCGUUGGCCAGAGCUCAGGAGCGGGAGCAGAAGUUGGAUGAAGAGGUCCACACGUUGAAAUGA